Molecule: messenger RNA, 1735 nt
Organism: Melanotaenia boesemani (Boeseman's rainbowfish)
Lineage: Eukaryota; Metazoa; Chordata; Actinopteri; Atheriniformes; Melanotaeniidae
Product: G2/M phase-specific E3 ubiquitin-protein ligase-like
Exons: 10
Coding region: 20-1354 (444 amino acids)
Molecular function (GO): ubiquitin-protein transferase activity
Source: RefSeq, a predicted model, not a curated record
GGAUUUCCCCUUAAAUCAUAUGCGAGAUCACAUGGGUAGUUGCCCAAGCUUACCCUCAGUUGCUGCAUCACCCUGUGUUGACAUGCAACGUAGGGGUGAACUAAAUACCCCAAGCAGGUCUGAGGAGCCAUCCUGUAGCUUCAGUGAAGUCAGGACAGAAGAAACACCUUUCACUAGUAGAGAAGAGGGGAAUGGGACAGUAUUUCACUCAGACUGGAGGUCUGAAGUAGAUCCAGACAAAGCUGCACAGCUGUACAAGUCCAAAUUACUCUCUGAACAUGACAAGAAAAAGCCACUCUUGCUUAGAAUGGACUUGCAAGAUUCAUUUGAAGACCAGGAAGGAUCUUUAAUAUCCUUCUACAAGGCUUCAAAGAUUGAGUGGGCUAGCCCUCUCAGCUGCAAAUUAGAAGGGGAUGUUGCUGUUGGAGAAGGAGUCAACAGGUUCUUCCUCUCAAAAGCAAUGAGCCUUCUGCAGUUUGGAUUGCACAUGAAUUUUGGGGGCACCAAGAUUACAAGACUUUUUGAGGGAGAAGCAGACCAUUUAACUCCAUCAACUGCACAGUUCCUUCUUGACAGUGACAUGUUUCUUGUGGCAGGAAGAAUGAUUGGCCAUUCAUUCCUACAUGGUGGCCCAUCUUUUGCUGGUCUAAGUCCUGCAAUAGUUCAUGUCUUGUGUGGGGGAUCACCAGAAACUUCAACAAUCCACACUGAGGAUUGCCCUGAUAUUGACAUUCGUUCCAUUAUCCAGUCGCUGGAAGGAACUGCUGAGUUGACACCAGAGGAAAAGAAAGCUGUGCAUGACCUCGCCCUGUCCUGGGACCUACCUGAUGUCACUGAAGGCAACCGGAAGUGGUUGCAUGAGCGGCUGUUAUUCCAUGCUGUGAUUUCAAGGACAGGCCGACAGGUGAAGCAGCUCAGGAAAGGUCUGAAAGACACCAUGAUUUGGGAACUUCUGAAGGAGAGAGCAGACAUUGUUCCAAAGAUUUUUCCAAGGAAUUCAGAAGCUGCUCUCAAUUCUCAUUCAGUCAUAGAAAGAAUUUUGUGGCCUGUCAUGGAGGAUGAUGAAGAUGAGGAGGAAUGCUCCUUAGAUGAUAAAUGCAGAGUUGCUGGAUAUCUGAGGAACUUCAUUGAAAAUGCAACUUGCACACAGCUCAAAGCACUCCUCAAGUUUUGGACAGGAUGGGAACUACUACCCAGUGAACUCACCCUGGAAAUUGUCAACAGUGAUUUACCAAAAUCUUCAACAUGCUUUGAAACACUUCGUCUUCCAGCACACUACCACGACUACCAAGUUUUUGUAACCGACUUGCAGGCUUGUCUCAACACUACUGAUACAGGCUUCGGUCUUGUCUAGAAUUUAUUGGAGACACAGGGUUCCUGUUUUUUUUUUUUUUUUUUUUGCCAAAGAUGGAUUGUUCCUUAUAUCAGUUACACUACAUUUGAAAGAGUUGCAGAUUUUGUUGCACAUGUUUUCUGAGAAGUAAAAGUCAGUUUUUACUGGAGUUUUGCAGCUCUUACUCUUGCCUGCAGGGCCCAAAGUUCUCACUGUUUUGUCCGACUGAUAAAAUUGAACCAAAGCUGUUAUGUACAUAUCAGAGAUGUAAAUUAAAACUUUUGUUAUGUACAUCGAUAAGAUUUAACCACAGAUGUUUGUAUUAAUAAAAACAAAGUACAACUUUAAAAGCAAUUUCAUUUAAUUGAAAUGAUCUAUAAUGGGUGGGUACAUGUUUUUAAA